[Torrubiella] hemipterigena is the source of this 2426-nucleotide messenger RNA. The record is from the annotation of a GenBank genome assembly. NCBI's taxonomy places the organism in Eukaryota, Fungi, Ascomycota, Sordariomycetes, Hypocreales, Clavicipitaceae.
GGCAUUGUGUCCUCUCUCCAAUUUCUCUCCUCCUCCACCUACCGGGCGACAAAAGAAUCUCGCAUCUGCCUCUCAUCCAGACAGUUGCUACUCAUUGCCAUUCACUUCUGCUCCAAUCCGUGCCGCUUGCCUUGCAUUGUCGCCGGAUCACUCUUCCAUGAUGACAAUUCAGGCUUCUCGUUUCACCCCAGAGGUGCUCCUCUCGGCGCCUCGUCGAACACCAGGCGUGCCCAACCCUUCGGGCUCCCACGUUCUCUACACGGUGUCGACGUAUUCGUUUGAGACGCACUCCAAGACUUCUCAGAUCCGAGUCAUGAAGAUUGCGGAUGGCAGCUCCUCUCUCCUCUCCGAAGAUUUGACCGCCAGCGAGCCUUUCUGGAUCAGCGAUGCCGAAAUUGCCUAUCUUAAGGCUAGCGACAAUGGCUGCACAACCCUCAUGUACCAGGACGUGCACGAUCCUUUCAAGAAGCACAUGAUUCACCACUUUGCCGGCACCAUUUCCAGCCCCAAGGCCAAGAUCCUGGAUGGCGACCGCGUCGCCUUCUGCGCUGCUUCCGUCACCACCCCCAAAGGUGACAUGUACUGGCCCGCCAAUGAGACCAAGUCCUACACCACAGCCAAGAUCUACACGUCUCUGUUUGUUAGACAGUGGGAUACCUGGCUGACGGAGAACCACAACUCUCUGUGGUACGGUCAGCUUGAGAAGAAGGACGGCAAGUGGACGCUGGAGAAGCCUCUGACUAACUUGCUUGCCGGCACCAAGCUUGCAUGCCCAGUUGGCCCCUUUGGUGGCGCCGGCGACUUCGAUAUCGGCGCUGCUGGUAUCGCCUUCAUUGCCAAGGACCCCGAACUCAACCACGCCAGAUACACCAAGACUGACGUUUACUACGUUCCCCUGGCUUCAUUCAAUGACAAGCCUGUUACUCCUAAGAUCGUUGACAGUGGUGAUCUGCUCGGCUACUCCAAUGCCCCUACCUUUGCGCAUGACGGCAAGCAGCUUGCUUUCCUUAAGAUGAAGAACAAGCAGUACGAGAGUGACAAGAACAGACUAGUCCUCGUACCCGACAUCAACGAUACCAGCAAAAUCGAGGAGUUUUACAAGACCGAGGAUGGAAAGGGUGGAUGGGAUCGCAAACCUGAUUCCAUCACUUGGAGCAACGAUGAUUCUGAGCUUUAUGUCGCCGCGGAAGAUGCCGGCAGCGUUGCUCUCUUCAAGCUCCCCUCGUCCCCAGCCAAAGCAACAGACCUGCCCACCAUUAUUUUCAAAGAUGGUGGUGUUUCUGACGCGCGCGCUCUUGCUGGCACCAAGUCACUAUUCCUUUCCACCUCUUCGCUAAUUGACAGCUCCCGUUACGUCAUCCUUGACCCCGAAAGCAAGCAAGUUACCGAGGUGUCGUCCAGCUCCAAGCACGGCAAGUCAUUUGGCCUUAACCGAAGCCAAUGCAGAGGCAUUUGGUACCCUGGAUCUAGAGGCUAUGACAACCAUGCGCCGGUCAUGGUGCCAUCCGACUUUGAUGAGACCAAGAAAUAUCCCCUGGCUUUCCUCGUUCACGGUGGUCCCCAGGGCGCUUGGACUGACGAUUGGAGCACUCGUUGGAACCCUGCUGUCUAUGCUGAACAAGGCUACGUCGUGGUCAUGCCUAACCCAACUGGUAGCACUGGCUAUGGCCAGGACCACUGUGAUGCCAUUAAGGAAAACUGGGGUGGAAGCCCUUACGAUGACCUUGUCAAGUGCUUCGAAUACAUUGAGAAGGAGCUUCCCUAUGUCGACACCAACCGAGCUGUCGCUCUCGGUGCCUCGUAUGGUGGUUAUAUGAUGAACUGGAUCCAAGGCCACGACCUUGGCCGCAAGUUCAAGGCUAUUGUCUGCCACGAUGGUGUCUUCUCCACCAUUACUCAGUGGACCACCGAAGAGCUCUUCUUCCCCGAGCAUGACUUUGGAGGCACUCUGUGGGAAAACCGCGAAGUCUACGAGAAGUGGGAUCCUUCGCGCCACUUGCACAACUGGGCAACACCUAUGCUUGUCCUCCACAACGAACUUGAUUACAGACUCACCGUUUCCGAAGGACUUGCUAUGUUCAACGUUCUUCAAGCCCGUGAGAUCCCCAGCAAGCUGGUUAUGUUCCCCGAUGAGAACCAUUGGGUGCUGAAGCCCGAGAACUCCCUGGUUUGGCAUCGUGAAGUACUUGGAUGGAUCAACCAAUACAGCGCUGCAUCCGAGUAAAGAUGGACUAAAAUAGUAAAAUACCGUAAAUACCAAAAAAAGAUAACAGCCUGGGCAAGCGCCUAGUGGUCAUGGUUUAACCUCACCUAUAGAGAUACUAUACCAUUUUGGGUUAUUUAUCAGGGGGUUGGAUUGCGUAUGAAACAUACCAUACAACUAGUACAUAUUCAUCUGAACCAAAAGAAAUACUUUAAUCACUGAC